UGGACAGUGUCAUAGGGUCUCGUGUCCUUGUUCUUCUUCGCUCACUCCUUCCUUUCUUUCACCUCGCUCGCCGCCGCCCUUGGCUCGUCCUCCUCGCGCUGGGAGGGUUUGUGGGAAUCGCUGCGGAGGCGCCGGGCUUGGCUGGAUCCAGCGCGCCGCUGGUCGGAUCUACACCACAGCGCCGCUCGCCGCUCGCCGCUCGCCGCCUCGCUUGGGUCCGCGAGAUUCCCCCCAGGUAGAUUCUGCGCGGCGGCGGGGAGAUCUAGAGUAGCGCAAGGGGAAGAAUGGCGCAAGAGAGCUGGAAGAGGGAGGAGGAGGCGGCGGGGUGCCAGCUCCCCGAGGGCCCGGUGCUGUGCGCCAACAAUUGCGGCUUCUUUGGCAGCGUGGCCACCAUGAAUUUGUGCUCCAAGUGCUACCGGGAGCAGUCGAGCAGCAAGGCGGCGGUGGUGUCGCCGGCGUCGCCCGCCACCGCCAUCGACAUCGCCGCGAUCAAGGGCCUCCAGGGCGCCGCCACCGCCACCGCCACCUCCACCGCCCAAUUCGAGCUCGCCAUUGCUGACGAGGCGACCGACCAUCUCCAGCUCCAGCCAAGCAAACACCACCACCACGGACACCUCGAGGAAACGAUGAUCACCACCACCACCACUACUGCUGCUGCUUGUGCUACUGCUACUCCAGCAGCGAAAGAAGAAGCUCUUGCCGCCAUAGCUACCAGUCGUACUUCUACCACCAUCGCCACCGGCGCCACCACCUUGGUAACCGAGGACGAUUCCUCGGCUUCCCAGGAGAAGCCGCGGCUGCCAAAUCGCUGCCUGGCUUGCCGGAAGCGCCUCGGCUUGACCGGAUUCAAGUGCCGCUGCGGGGACGUGUUUUGCUCCAUGCACAGGUACUCGGACAAGCACAAUUGCUCUUUUGAUUACAAGGCCGCGGGGCGCGAGGCCAUCGCCAAGGCGAAUCCCGUCGUCAAGGCCGACAAGAUUGAAAAGAUCUAAGCGAGCGAGCGAGCGAGCGAGCGAGCACAAGAUCAUCAGAGUUUCUAAGGUUGGUUCUUUUCAUCCAUCGUGUGGCCUUGUUCAUAACGAAGAAGAUCGAGCAGCGGAGAGGCAGCAAAAGAGAGAAAACAAAACAAAAAAAAAAUGUUGUGAGAGAAAGGAGGUGUUUCUCGAUCGAUCGAGCUCCACAGCUUGGAGCUCGAUCAAAUCUCUAUUGGUUUUUUCAAGGUUCUUUUUUCUUUUUUCUUUACUUCGCUUUCUUUCUCGCUCCUCGCCGCUAAAAGCCUCCUCUCGUUUUCUACUACGUGUGUUUUGGUGGUCCUUUUUUCCUUGGCUCUUUCCAUGUAGGAGGUGUUCUUGAGAGUUUUGUUUCUCCCCGCUAUGGUUGCGUUUUCGUCGUUCUUUCGGGAUCACAUAUGGCUGGUGGGUGUGCAAAUCAAUGUAGCUUGAUAAUUUAAUCAAAAACUAGGCCUAUAGUAGAA
Messenger RNA from Selaginella moellendorffii, 1474 nucleotides. RefSeq names its product zinc finger A20 and AN1 domain-containing stress-associated protein 9. Lineage: Eukaryota; Viridiplantae; Streptophyta; Lycopodiopsida; Selaginellales; Selaginellaceae. The record is from RefSeq and is a predicted model, not a curated record. The coding region runs from base 285 to 992 and encodes 235 amino acids. Gene Ontology annotation, molecular function: DNA binding; zinc ion binding. The transcript has a single exon.